Messenger RNA from Closterium sp. NIES-67, 1678 nucleotides. The record is from the annotation of a GenBank genome assembly. Lineage: Eukaryota; Viridiplantae; Streptophyta; Zygnematophyceae; Desmidiales; Closteriaceae.
CCUUUCCCCCUCCCCCCAGCACCUCUCCGCCGCGAAGCAACGGCAGCUCAGUCCAUCCCCCCCCCUUUUCCCGCAACCCUAAUGUAUGGCGUCCUAGAAUCUGGCACUUCUCACAGCCAUUGAUUUUGAGUUUCUGCAGAGAAUAGUGAUCGUGCUCUCCCCUCUCUUCCAGUUGCCAGGCCCGAUCGCCGCAAACGCCUUCGAUUUAGUUCAGAAACGAGUUAAACGCUCCUAGUUGGACUUUAUCGAACAGUAUGGCCGCCUUAGCGGUGUCAGAUGCUGUCAGGACGCCUCUAGCGUCGCCUGCCGCGUCGCUCCGUUCCGACUCUCGUGCCUCGGCUCGGCGCGUGGGAUUCUCCCAGGGGUCCUUGCUCCAGGGUCAGAAGCUCGCGAUUUCGCAGAGGACCGGCGAAGUUCGCGAACGUGUGGCGAGAGGUGUCGCACGGGCUGCUAUGAAAGACAUUCCGAAGCAGUUUCGGGAGAGGAAUCUCAAGGAAGGAAUGAUGGAGAAUUUCCGCAACGUGCCGGCGUCGCUGUACGGACUGAAUCCAACUCAGAUGAGCAUGCUCAUGACGGAGGACAGCCCUGUAUCGCGGAUAUCGCAAUCUGUUACCGAGGCCAGCAUCUCCUCCGCCGCGCACUAUGCGAACGGCGCGGGCAUGUGGUCGCUGCCGGGCCUAGAGAACUCCGCCUCGCGGCUGAGCAUGAGCGUGAGCAUGUACCGCGGGCUGGGGGGCGCUGGCCGCCCCAAGACCGCCCCUCCUGAUCUGCCGUCCCUGCUGCUGGACGCGCGCAUCUGCUACCUGGGCAUGCCCAUCGUUCCUGCAGUGACUGAGCUCAUCGUCGCCGAGCUGCUCUGGCUGGACUACGACAACCCGUCCAAGCCCAUCUACUUCUACAUCAACUCGUCCGGCACGCAGAACGACAAGCGCGAGAGCGUCGGCUUUGAGACCGAGGCGUAUGCCAUCGCGGACACCAUGAAUUAUGUGAAGUCCAAGGUGUACACUGUGAACUGCGGGCAGGCAUUCGGGCAGGCGGCCAUGCUGCUGGCGAUUGGGGACAAGGGCCACAGGGCGGUGCAGCCCAACGCAGUCACAAAGCUUUAUGCUCCCAGGGCCAGCCAGUCAAGUGGAGCUGCCAUUGACAUGUGGAUUAAGGCCAAGGAGCUGGACGCCAACACCGACUACUACGUGGAGCUGCUGGCGCGCGGCACGGGCAAGUCGCGGGACGAGCUGUGGCAUGACAUCAUGCGCCCCAAGUACCUGAGGGGGCAGGAGGCCAUCGACUACGGUGUGUGCGACACGAUCAUCGAGCCACGCGGCGUGCAGAUGGAAAAGAAGAACUACGACGAGCUCAUGGUACAAGCCAAAGCCAUGCGGGCAAGGGGGGGCCGACCGGCUGCUGCUCCUGCUGCUGGUGGGGGGGCUCCUCGUUAGAAGGUGGCUUUGUUUGUUCCUCGUGGCUUGUAACAAGGAAACGAUGGGUUAAUGCAUUCAGAUGUAGUUUGAUGUUACGUGUGGUUCAAGAGGGACGCUCAGAUGGGUGCAAGGGAGGGUGGCACUAAGGCGGAUAGUGUUCCACAGGGUUUGUUUCAUGUAAAGAUGUGUGUACAUUUCCUCCAAAAUAUUCUGUUUAUGCAACGCGUACGGGCAAAACAGCUCGUUGAAGUUACGAACAC